AUGGUCGGUACGACUCUACAUCGUGACGCGCUAGGAUAUGAUGCUCCGAGGCAGCCGCGUGGACGUGUUCGCGUGACGCAACCAGGCGACUCGCUAUUCCAGCAGUUCGGUCCACAGUAUGUCGUUCCGCGACAGCCAGCGGGCACUGCUAGACCACAGGCGUCGCGCUAUGCGCCAGUGUCGCCUCCAGAUUUUGAAGAUGUUCAUGCGCCUGUGCCACCAAUGCAGCAGGCACCGACGCAGUAG
Peronospora matthiolae is the source of this 246-nucleotide messenger RNA. The record is from the annotation of a GenBank genome assembly. Lineage: Eukaryota; Oomycota; Peronosporomycetes; Peronosporales; Peronosporaceae.